Actinia tenebrosa (Australian red waratah sea anemone) is the source of this 1663-nucleotide messenger RNA. RefSeq names its product monocarboxylate transporter 13. Gene Ontology annotation, molecular function: transmembrane transporter activity. NCBI's taxonomy places the organism in Eukaryota, Metazoa, Cnidaria, Anthozoa, Actiniaria, Actiniidae. Gene Ontology annotation, biological process: transmembrane transport. The record is from RefSeq and is a predicted model, not a curated record.
UAGUCCAAUAUUACACCAGCGAAUACAUGGACUAACACACACGACAACCUAACAAGGGUUCGGUUUCGGUUCGGUUCACACUGGCUGGGCGACUAUAUGACAUCCAGCCAUGCAGUACAUACCCCCUACCCCUGUGAAGCAACKAAAGGGCAUUUCCUGACACAUAGGGCGGAUCAUCACAUUAUUUCCAAACAGUGUUGUCCCCUUCAAGGAUUGUUGUCAAGGAUUUCUUUAAAAUAAAACAGCUAUAUGAUGUUGUAUUGCCGUGGUAACGGAGUACCAGAUACCAACUGGUCGUGGGUGGUUUGUUUUGCCACAGCCUUUAACAAUUUGCUACAGUUUGGGUUUUCGCAAAGUUUUGGUGUUUUAUUGCCAGUUCUUUCGGAACAUUUCCAGGAAGGAAGAGAGACAACAGCAUGGGCAGGUUCCAUUACUCUUGGCUUCACAAUGCUUGUAGGACCAUUUGCCGUCAAGUUGACUGAACGGUUUGGACAGCGUGCAGUUGCCAUGGGAGCCGGACUUGGCUGUGCAUUGUCUCUGCUCACCAGCUCAUUUGCCAACCAUUUAAUAAUUCUCUAUUUUUCAUAUGGGUUGCUUUUUGGGCUUUGUGGUGGAGCAAUUUUAAAUACUGGUUACACUGUCACAACCAAAUAUUUCAUAAAAAACAGGGCGUUAGCUACUGGAAUUACUAAUUCAGGUAUAAGUCUUGGAGUCAUGACACUUGGGCCAGUGAUGGAGCAAUUAUUAGAAACACUAGCUUGGAGAAAUACCCUAAGAGUGAUGGCUGGUGUAAUGCUGUUGAUUUGCAUUCUGGCAUCUACAUAUAACCCAGUACGAAUGGAGAAUGGGGAAGGACAACRACAGAAGAAAGGCUGUCUAUCUUUUAUUGAUUGUUCUGUGUAUAGAAAUGUUUCCUACACCAUUGGAGUUAUCACCAUUACCUUGUCAUUUUUUGGUCUCUAUGUUCCUUUGAUUCAUUUGGUGCGAUUUGCCAAAGACCUUAGUAUCUCCAGUAAAGAUGCUUCCUUUCUGUUCAUAUMCAUUGGUAGUGUCUCCACUGUUUCUCGUAUUGUGAUUGGUCAAAUUAUUGACAAGAAGUGGUUGACAGCCCUGCAAGCUGUCCAGCUGUCUUCAUUCAUCAUGGGAAUUUCUAUCAUUCUCCUUGCGCUUGCCAAGGAAUACAGCCAUUUUGUGAUAUUUGCAGUUGUUUUUGGAGUAACAAAUGGAGGUUUUAUCACAGCACAGAGUGUAUUUUUGCAGAAUACUCUUAAACCAGAAAAAAGUGCCAUGGGUCUUGGAAUGGGUUAUAUGGUCUAUUCUGUUGCUGUUUGUGGGGGAUCUCCACUUGCUGGUUUUAUUGCUGAUGAAUUUGGAUCAURUAUUAUCUCUUUCUAUAUCAUUGGUGGAAUUGUGGUCUUCUCUUCUGCCCUGCCUUUCAUUCUUCUGUGCUGCUCUUUCACAAACAAGAAAGAGCACCCRUUUGAAAGAGAAGAAAUUCUCCCAGAAGAAAAGAAUGGAGAUGGGAAUCACACACUUCUCGUCUCUACAGAAUAAUGUACAGAAGUGAGUGUUCACUUUAUUUAUUUUCACGAUUUCAUCAUCAUGCUUCUUGGGAGAUAUUGUAAAAUAAUAAAUAAAUAAAUAAAUAAAUCUUUUUAUUUAA